This is a messenger RNA of Gigantopelta aegis, 1049 nucleotides long. RefSeq lists its product as uncharacterized. The record is from RefSeq and is a predicted model, not a curated record. Lineage: Eukaryota; Metazoa; Mollusca; Gastropoda; Neomphalida; Peltospiridae. The coding region runs from base 561 to 1004 and encodes 147 amino acids. The transcript is spliced from 2 exons.
UACUAAAAAAUUUGAAUAUUUCGACAAUAAAAAACGCAGCACUGUCCACUUUUCAGAAAUGUAGUCGUUUUCAAAGUAACGCUUUAUGCUGAGGCCCGUUUGUGCACUAAUUGUUUGAUUGGUAUCACGGUUCAUUUAACAGUUGCAGUAACACUAGCUGUACUUGAAAGAUCAUUACCGACAGUCGCUUAACAAACAACAUGACAAGUGUGGUGACAAAAGGAUUGCAUGGCUAGUGUCGCGAUUCCCCGAUUCAUCUAUGUCUGCGUCGUUAAAUAAAACAUUUCUUUCUUUCUUUCUAUAGUUCGUUCCGCCUAAAUAAUUAAUCCGAAGGUUAUAAUAACCAACUGCGCAAUCGCAGCAAUUGUUAUACCAAAGGUCCGACUAGACCCACUCCACAGGCCAGGACUUCAGCGCCUCCGGUUGUGCCGCCGACUAUACAGGCAGCACCCGUUGAGGCGCAGGCCCGAAAGAUUGCCAUUGUGAAGCGGAAGGCAACCACUCCCCCGAGUGGCCAACCAGACAAGCCAGGCCCUCCGAGUCAACCACCGAAGCCGGACAUGGACGCUGAGGAGCCUUGGUCACUGAAGGCCGGCAAACUGACAGCACGCCACUCCCAGCUCUCCAAGACUAACAUCGAGGACGUCAACUUCCUCUUUACGCAACCAAAGCAUGAGGCCUUUCAACCACUACCAACGAGGCCGACAGAGGGAGACUAUUGUUUUCACCACGUCACAAUGCGGGAUGGCCGAGGUAUCUGUUUCACAGUACGCCGAAGAGGAAUUUAUAACCUAGGACUGCUACUCCCAGAAAUGGAUAACCCGACCCUACACCGUAUGAUUAAGAUCACAGCCGGGGGAAGAUUACCGCUCAACAGCCAAGGCGUUAGCAGCAUCCCCAUACCGGUCGGUCAUCCCGCAUUUCGACGCUGUCAACUUCAUCGGAACUCCAUGACGUGCUCCCCUUUGCCAACCUCCUUCACCUCCCUCUACCAGGUCAUUUGACCCUAAAUGAAUUAAUACGAACAUUGGUGCAGGAUGGCGAUAAAG